UCUGUUUUGUUUUCAGUCCUUGAUUUACGCUUGGUGAGUUGGGUUGCGGAUUGAGUUGCCUUUUUGAAUUCGCAAUUCCGUGAUUGACAGUCUGCUCUCAAGAUGAUCAGCAGUUAGGAGUAAAAGCAGAAAUUGAUUUGCGGACAGUCUUAACAAAAUGAUUGAAUACACAGAGCGCUUUUUUCGCGGUUUGGACCUAUGGUCAUUGAGUGUGGACCAAGCAUUUAUUGUGGCUAAUUUGAGUGGUUUACAGAGCUGUUAUGUAUACGCAUUACCAGAGGAAUGUGAAAAGUGUCCACAUACCAGGGUUCACGAAAUACGAAGCCAGGAUGAUACGAGCAACGUUUUUAAAUUGGAUGUUUCAAGGAGAGUCAACUUGAAAAUCUUCGAGCGAAACGUUGGAAAAUAUGCAUUUGAUAACGAAUCUUACGCUUGUCAAUUCAAUGAAACAUUGGGAGAGUUCGGAGUGUACGAUUUGAAUGUUGAAAAAAGCGACACGGUUAUCUGCACGCUAGAAACCGCCAAAGAGCCAGUCAACAUUUAUUUGCCCCUCCUAACAAUCGCUCUAAUUUCGCUUUUGCUAGCCAUUUUGUGGCACCUCGGUAGCAAACUAUUGAAACGGUUCAGUCGAGCAGAAUUGCAACAUGAACCAAGCAACUCGUCGUCUCCCCCGGAAUCACCGACCCCCAAAAAAGCACGCCUGAAUAGUUUGGAUACAUUCCGGGGCAUUGCAAUCGUCGUGAUGAUUUUUGCCAACAGUGGCGGGGGUCACUACUGGUGGUUCGAGCACGCUACAUGGAAUGGUCUACAUGUGGCUGAUCUUGUCUUCCCAUGGUUCCUUUUUAUAAUGGGUGUUUGCAUUCCGAUAGCAUUACGCUCUCAGCUGAGCAAAAAUACUCGCCGAGUUACCAUACUGAAAAAUAUUACUAUCAGAUCUCUCAAACUAUUUUUCAUCGGACUAUGUUUAAACUCCAUCAAUGGACCGAAUCUAUCUGAUUUACGGUUGUUUGGAGUAUUGCAGAGAUUCGGAGUAGCUUACUUUGUAGUAUCUGUCAUUCACUUAUAUUGCUACACUGAAGAUGUUCAGUUCCAAAAUACUCUCGCCCGAAGUAUUUCCGACAUUCUGCGACUUUGGAAACAUUGGCUCAUUGUGACAGUUAAUGUACUGAUAUAUCUAUUAGUGAUAUUUCUAGCCCCAACUCCAGACUGCCCAAGUGGCUACUUUGGUCCCGGUGGAAUACAUCUGAUGGCGUCUUACCCUAAUUGCACAGGCGGAGUCGCAGGCUUCAUCGACAGAGUAGUGUUGGGAGAAAGUCAUCUUUAUCAGCACCCAACCAUCAGGUACAUGUACGGCGCAUUUGUGUUCGAUCCGGAAGGACUCCUGGGAUGUCUGCCAACGAUACUACAAGUGUUUCUUGGUCUCCAAUGUGGCGUUCUCAUUCUCACCCAUGUGGAAGCGGUGGCAAGAAUUAGAAGGCUGGCUGUUUGGUCCGUCUUCCUUGGACUGAUGGGUGGAAUCUUAUGUGGAUUCAGUAAAAACGAUGGAUGGAUACCGGUUAACAAAAAUCUCUGGUCACUCUCGUUCGUGCUUGUAACGGCCUCGUUGGCUUUCUUUCUGUUACUCAUUUGCUUCAUACUAGUUGAUGUCAGGCGGGUUUGGAGUGGUAAACCAUUUCUGUACGCAGGAAUGAACGCUAUUAUUCUGUAUGUUGGUCACACUGUAUUCCACAAAAUGCUCCCAUGGCGCUGGCACAUCGGACCAAUGAACACUCAUUUUAUGUUGACUUUGGAAGCGCUCUGGAACACCGUGUUGUGGAAUGGUAUCGCCUAUUAUUUAUACCGGAAGAACAUAUUUUACAGUGUAUAAAUCACAAUAAAGAUUAAGUAAUCAGCGUUGCAUAUUUCGUAUCCUUUUA
Molecule: messenger RNA, 1916 nt
Organism: Toxorhynchites rutilus septentrionalis
Lineage: Eukaryota; Metazoa; Arthropoda; Insecta; Diptera; Culicidae
Gene: Hgsnat
Product: heparan-alpha-glucosaminide N-acetyltransferase
Exons: 6
Coding region: 158-1867 (569 amino acids)
Source: RefSeq, a predicted model, not a curated record